This is a messenger RNA of Peromyscus maniculatus bairdii (prairie deer mouse), 5044 nucleotides long. Lineage: Eukaryota; Metazoa; Chordata; Mammalia; Rodentia; Cricetidae. The record is from RefSeq and is a predicted model, not a curated record.
GUCAGGCUGGUCCAGAUGGGGACAGCGCGGGGAGGUGAGGCCGGGGGCGAACGGCUCUGCAGGACGCACUGCCUCCCCCCGGGCCCGGAAGAUGCAAGGCAGAAUGAAGAGCUUCGAAACUUAUCGCUUUCUGGCCAUGUUGGAUUUGACAGUCUCCCUGACCAGCUGGUCAACAAAUCCACUUCUCAAGGAUUCUGUUUCAACAUCCUGUGCGUGGGUGAGACGGGCAUUGGCAAGUCCACGUUGAUGGACACUUUAUUCAACACCAAAUUUGAAAGUGACCCAGCUACUCACAAUGAGCCAGGUGUCCGGUUGAAAGCCCGAAGUUACGAACUUCAGGAGAGCAAUGUCCGGCUGAAGCUCACCAUUGUGGACACGGUGGGAUUUGGAGACCAGAUUAAUAAAGAUGACAGCUACAAGCCUAUAGUGGAAUACAUUGACGCCCAGUUUGAGGCCUACUUGCAAGAGGAAUUGAAAAUCAAACGGUCUCUCUUCAACUACCAUGACACGAGGAUUCACGCCUGCCUUUACUUCAUCGCCCCCACAGGACAUUCACUGAAGUCCCUGGACCUGGUCACCAUGAAGAAGCUAGACAGCAAGGUGAACAUCAUUCCAAUCAUUGCAAAAGCUGACACCAUUGCCAAGAAUGAGUUGCACAAAUUCAAGAGUAAGAUCAUGAGUGAACUAGUCAGCAACGGAGUCCAGAUCUAUCAGUUCCCCACAGACGAGGAGACGGUGGCCGAGAUCAACGCAACGAUGAGUGUCCAUCUCCCCUUUGCGGUGGUUGGCAGCACCGAAGAAGUGAAGAUUGGCAACAAGAUGGCCAAGGCCAGGCAGUACCCCUGGGGUGUGGUGCAGGUUGAGAAUGAAAACCACUGUGACUUCGUGAAGCUGCGGGAGAUGCUGAUCCGCGUGAACAUGGAGGACCUGCGGGAGCAGACCCACACGCGCCACUAUGAGCUGUACCGGCGCUGUAAGCUGGAGGAGAUGGGCUUCAAGGACACGGACCCCGACAGCAAGCCCUUCAGCCUGCAGGAGACGUAUGAAGCAAAAAGGAACGAGUUCCUGGGAGAGCUGCAGAAGAAGGAGGAGGAGAUGAGGCAGAUGUUUGUCAUGAGAGUGAAGGAGAAGGAGGCGGAACUUAAGGAGGCGGAGAAAGAGCUUCAUGAGAAGUUCGACCUCCUGAAGCGGACACACCAAGAGGAGAAGAAAAAGGUGGAAGACAAGAAGAAGGAGCUUGAGGAGGAGGUGAGCAACUUCCAGAAGAAGAAGGCGGCCGCUCAGCUCCUGCAGUCCCAGGCCCAGCAGUCCGGGGCCCAGCAGACCAAGAAGGACAAGGAUAAGAAAAAUGCAAGCUUCACAUAAAGCCGGGCCAGCCACGGACGCUCCCGCAUUCACCUGCUCUGGCAGUGAUAGUGCAUCUCUGUCAUCCGUGCCCUCUUUGAUUUUGUGUUGCCUCCCUCCCACAUCCCAGUCACUCCUAGCUCACUUUGCUGAAUGUUGUCGGGUGGUAGAAAACCGUAGACCAAGGGGAGUAACAGCAAACGCUCGUGCGGCUGGACUUUGUUUCCGGAAAGUCGAUGGUUUGCCUUGUAUGCCUGUUCCGAGUGGCGGCAGGAAGCAUGCCUGUCCACUUGUGUGCCGCUCUGGACCAAGGAGAGUGGGGUAAUAUGCUACCUGUGCAUCUGACGGGAAAGCUCACCGCCUCAGCAGCUGAACUAAAAACCCCGAGUAGUCAUGUCAACAACUCGCCUUGUCUUGAUUAGUCAUCUCGUGCUUGCCCAGCCCCUGAGCUGAUUGUUUCUUCUCCACACUGGCCACAAACCACAGGCAGGCUUGGAAGUUGGUGGCAGCCUGGUGAGUGGGCAUCCUAGAGGGCUAUUUGCUUGUAUGACCUUUUCAUUUAAUCACUUGGUUAUUUGGCCCAAGCUUGUGGUCUGCUCAGACCCUCUUAGGGAUGGAGUCUGCAUCUGAAUGCCCACUUCAAAGCCUGGCUGAGCUGCUGUGGCCUGGUGUAAGAAACGUGGUUCUGUUCACCUCCACCAGGGAGUCCCUGAUGCUUUCACGGGUCCAGAUCUCAAAGACCAGCUCAUUAAGUAUUGCUUAGCUAGAGAAUCUUCCACUAAGGAUGCUGGAUUCCCACUUACAAUGAGGGGAUUUACCCCACCCCUGUUCUCCAGACCCUCCCCACCCACCUGCAUUUGCCUUAAGCAGGCUGAGGGGAGACCUGGAGGUUGACUCCAGGAUAUGGCUACUUCUAAUAGAAAUUUUCACAAGUCGCAAAGAAAAAAAAAACUGCCAUAAGUAGUUCAGAUAGAAAACUUGCCUCACUGUAUUACCUGUAGCACAGAUCUAGAAGGGUGGACAGGAGUGAGCACAGUGUACAUCACUCAAAGUAGAGAGUGAAGAGGCUGGGGGCCAGCUUCGCUUCUGCCCCUUGCUCAUGUUGAGACACAGCCGUCUCUAAGGAAUUUUCCUCACUCAUCCCUCACUGUGACUAGUUCCUCCUGCUCUGUCUCUUGGAAUCAUCAGUCACCCGGCAUCCCCCUGGGCCAGCACUGAUUCCUGUGCCAUCUGCCCCAUGCCCCGUCUGCCUGCUGUGUGUGAGGGAGAAGGGCACAUCCUCUCUCCUGUCCACUUUUCCUUCUUGUCAUCUGCUCGGCUGCCCCUCCUAACAAGAUCCCCUGGCUUUCCCUGCCGUCCUAACGCUUCUCAUGAACCCAGUCCUCGCCUCUGCAUUGCCCCUCAAACAUCACCAGUUACCCAGGAAUGGGAUUUUAAAAAAAAAAAAAUGCUGCAUCUCCCGCUCUGUGACACUUAAAAAAAAAAAAAAAGAAUUGUCCAGCCAGCCCCGAUCUGAUCCCAGCCACGUUUUUAUGUUCUCCUUUUCUUCAUCUCCCAGCCAUAUGAAGAAAGCAGGGGUCUUUCAUAAACUGAUCUAGGCUUCUUUAGGCAAAGUAAGGAACUUGCCUUCACUGGGGUGCAGACCAGGCUGGGACAGAAGCUACAGACGCAGCCGCCGCCCCCACCCCCCACCCCCGCUGCCGCCAUCCUCGCUGAUGGAGGAGGAGCUCCAGGACAGACACUGGCUUGGCUUCGGUUUCUCUAGCUAGCUGUGAAUCAGCAGCACUGGUGGCAUGCAUGCUCACUAACUGUGGCUGCAUUUGCUGCUUCGCUGGGCACCGCGUAAGCGCUUGAGCAUUUGUGUCGUAUGCUUGUUUCCAGCCACUGCUUGUGUGAGCGUUUUGUUUUUAUGCCUUGUAAUAGAAAAUAACCCUUUGCAUUUGGUUUCUCACGUCCCUAAAAGCUUUUUAAGAUAAGCUCAGCAAUUUUUUUUUUAAAUCAUCCAGUGGACUUUUUGAUGCCAAGAUAUUAUUGAUUGAAAUUUUUUUUUCUUUACAUUUUUUUUUUCCACAGUAAAAUAAAUCCUAUGGAGAGUCAGGGAAUAAAAAGCCAAGAGAAUCCUUUAAAAAAAAGCUUAAAAAAAAAGAAGGAAAACACAAAAAGCUGUGUUGCUUCUGAAACUCUUCCCCACUGCUCCCCAGCCUCCUGGAGUCUGUUAUUGCUGCCCCUUUCUUUCCGUAUCUAUGCCUUUCUUCACAGUAGUCCCUGGCUCUGCACGGAAUAAACGAUACUCUCAAAUCUAAUUGGAUGUGCUUUCGCCUUUGCAUGUAAGUACAGGAGUGAGAACUCUGGGAUCUUUCUGUCUGAGAUUAGGGGAAACAGACGGGACAGAUGAGUUUGGUUUUUGGUUUUUGUUUUUUUGGUUUUUUUUUUUUUAAGCUAAAUGCAUCUCUGCCGGCCACGUUUCUCUUUUGUCCCACCGUUUCAGCUUCCUCUUGGUCUCAGUGGAAGUCGAGUAUUGGUUACUCAUUGCAGACAUCGUUCUGCAUGGCCUCCUGUGGCGGCGGGCCUUUGAUUCUGACAGUGGGAGAAAGAAACUCCCACUGUCCCCUGAACAAAAAAAAAAAAAUCAGAAAACAAUGUCUCUGCGCCCUUCCUGCUCCCUUACCAUGGGGAUCUUAGUCCGAUGGCCUCACCUCUGUGCCAAAUGCAGUGGCCACGUCUUUUUGUUGUUUUGUCGGAUGGCCGUGUCUGGCCUCUCUGAGCAUCUUUUGCUCCUUCUGGACCGUGCUCCACGCUGCAGGCCGUGACGGGGCGGCCAGCAUGAGAAUGCGGAGGCGGUUGCAGGACUGUUUUCCCAGCUUGGGCUCUGUAUUAGUUCAUCCACAGGGGCAUCUCUCAGCCAGGGGAACCAUUCCCCCUGACUCGGGGCCCGGGUUUCUCCUUUUCCUCUCUCUCUACUUUGCCACUCACCAGCAGCAGCUCUUGCCUCCUCUCCAUCCUGUGCACCUCUGAUGGGUGGACUUGGCUGUCUCACUUUGCUGACACACCCCUAAGUGUUCCGCAGAGUCGGUGUUCAGGCGCCCCCUCAUCCCACCCACCCACAUCAUACUGUCUCUGUGUGGUCCUUCCAGAACUGUCCAUUUGAAUCCCUUGACUUUGCCAUUCACAAGUGUCUGGACUUGUCAGGUGUCAGUUUCCAAAAGUCCUAGUUCCACGACAGGACGUUUAUUACGGAGUUGUUAGCUGAAUUAUGACCUACAGAGUCUAGUUUGUGUGUCGGUAUGAAGGGAAUUUUUAAAAAAUAAAUUGAAAAUUAAGCUGUGAACAGCAUUAGAACUUUGGUCUAUUUCUUGAUUUUAAAAUAUGCUGAUAUGCCUUAAACUGUAGCUGUAGAACUGUCAUUUUUGCUGUUUGAAGAUAACCGAUGUUUUCUAAACUGUUGUGUAAUCCUUCAGUGUUGAUACAGAAUUGUCAUGUAUGUACGCUGCAUGUUAGACACUUGUCAUGUUUUUCUAAGAACUAAAAUAACUGUACUGAUCGAUGUGAAGCAUCUCGUUCCUGCAAGUUCGAAAGUGCUGACUCGGCGGCCCGCUGAGUUCCCUCCAGUGUCUGUUAACAUGGUGUGGUGACAGGUGACCUAUGCAUAUAUCACUAGUGCCAAGACGUAAAACGGGAAAUAUAUUUUUACCCAACCGUU